CACGGUAGCAAAAUGGCAUCAGGCAGUGGGUCUAAGAAUGAUUUUCGGCGCAAAUGGGACAAAGAUGAAUAUGAACAGCUGGCUGAUAAACGCCUUACGGAGGAGAGAGAGAAAAAAGAUGGCAAGCCUGUGCCUCCUGUCAAGCGGGAGCUCCUCCGCCACAGAGAUUAUAAAGUGGAUCUGGAGUCAAAACUGGGGAAAACUAUUGUCAUCACAAAGACCACACCCCAGGCUGAGAUGGGGGGAUACUACUGCAAUGUCUGUGAUUGUGUGGUAAAAGAUUCCAUAAACUUUUUGGAUCAUAUCAAUGGCAAAAAACAUCAGAGAAACCUGGGAAUGUCCAUGCGAGUAGAGCGCUCUUCAUUGGACCAAGUAAAAAAUCGUUUUGAAGUAAACAAGAAAAAGAUGGAGGAAAAGCAGAAGGAGUACGAUUUUGAGGAACGAAUAAAGGAGUUACGAGAGGAGGAGGAGAAAGCAAAAGCCUACAGAAAAGAGAAGCAGAAGGAAAAGAAAAGAAAGGCAGAAGAAGAGCUCAACUUUGAAGAUGAGGAUGAAAUGGCUGCUGUUAUGGGAUUCUCUGGGUUUGGAUCUUCCAAAAAAGGCCACUGAUCAAUUUCUCUUUCACCAAUGCUUUUGUUUACCAAUGCCUCAUCUGUAUUGGUAUCCCUGAACACCAGGUCCCAUGUCAUGUGCAAGAACGUUUACUAUUCUUUGACCAUACAGCUUGUUAAAUACUAUUGUUAAAUACUCCUCUUUCAGCUAGUGUAGUAAAACUCUAGUUGGCAAAUCCAUUUUUUGACCCUUGAUAAUAGAAUGUCAGGAAAAAAGCAGCGUUCACUCUUGAUUAUAAUUAGGUUGUUAUAAGGUAAUUGUUGUAAAUAAGCCUGCAUAACGCAUUUAAUCUUUUGUGAGUUAAGACUGAAGUAAACCUAUUACCCCUUAUGAAGAAUGGAACAGGAAACACUAAAGCAAUGCAACAUUUUUGGAAGACAAGAUCUGAAUACAUCUAUUCAGUGGCAGAUCUGGAGAAUAGGACAAAACUUUUUUUUUUUUUUUAUAAUUGUAUGGAUUGAAUUAUUUUGAGUUUAUUUUACAUUAAAGCUUUGUGUAACAACCUUUUCAGAGUUUCUCCCAAUAUUAAGUGUAUUUCCAGUACAAAACAAUAUAAACUAGAAAGAUUAGAUUUUUUUUAAAUCCUAAAUAACCACCUGAUGGUGCUGUUGUUUCCCAAAACCUUUGACAAACAAUUGCCAAAAUUAUAUUUAGCAUUGGUCAAAUCAAAACUGUAUUAAAUAUUUAAACUGUUAGCCACAUUGUUCAGCCCCAAACAUUUGUAUCAUCAGUCUGUGGUUAAAUAAUUCUAAUGAAUUACAUGUAACAUAAUCAAAUAUGUAUUCUACACACUCAUGCUAAUUUUUGGAAUAAGGGUUUCCAGAAUUCCAGACAUUCUAAACUUGGCUGAUUUGAUCCAUAAAAACCCAACAACUGUCUGUUAGUGUAUAUAUCCAUGUGUCGG
Messenger RNA from Xyrauchen texanus (razorback sucker), 1516 nucleotides. RefSeq names its product zinc finger matrin-type protein 2-like. The record is from RefSeq and is a predicted model, not a curated record. Bases 13 to 609 code for a protein of 198 amino acids. Gene Ontology annotation, cellular component: U4/U6 x U5 tri-snRNP complex; spliceosomal complex. NCBI's taxonomy places the organism in Eukaryota, Metazoa, Chordata, Actinopteri, Cypriniformes, Catostomidae. Gene Ontology annotation, molecular function: nucleic acid binding; zinc ion binding. The transcript has 6 exons. Gene Ontology annotation, biological process: mRNA splicing, via spliceosome.